Molecule: messenger RNA, 2811 nt
Organism: Lates calcarifer (barramundi perch)
Lineage: Eukaryota; Metazoa; Chordata; Actinopteri; Centropomidae
Gene: apof
Product: apolipoprotein F
Exons: 2
Coding region: 201-1529 (442 amino acids)
Biological process (GO): cholesterol metabolic process
Source: RefSeq, a predicted model, not a curated record
GAUUCUCAUUGGAGGCAAAGAGAAAGAAGAUCGCUAUGCAUGUUCUGAGAAAAAGAGAGGGGGGGAGAAAAAAGGGAAAAAAACAAAACACAUCCUACACACUGAAGCCAUCUCGGUCGAACUGCUGCUCUCUGGACUCCAGGACUCCAGAUCUGGUUAAGUGUUUGGUGUAGUAUCUGGAAAAACAAACAGGAGUGGAAAUGAUGUCCUCCAAACUGAAGUGGCUGAUUGUGAUCCAGCUCCUACUGAAUGAACAGGCUCUGUGCAGGGUCACACCCCCUCUGUCUCAGAGGAACGCUCUACUCCUGGGAACUGGCUCCCAUGAAGAGGCAGAGGAAAUGCCCAAACGGAACCAUCAGUCUUUCCUGGGAUCCCAACUCCAGCUCGGUCUAUCUUCUGCUGAAAAGACUGGUCCUGUGUCAGCGGAUGCACAAAAAGAGGAAAGAGCCCGCUCUGCCGAACAUGUGAUAUCAGACCUCGAGAUGAAGCUUCAGGGGCAGAUCAGAGAUCAUCUCAACAUUCAGGGCAACAUCAGCUGUGAGGAGCUUCUGUCUGCCAGCACCGUGGAUGACCCACUGUCCUCCAUGUUCCCCCAGGAGCUGCUGGGUCUCUCUCUGGUGCCUGUGUUGGUGGUGGCAGGAUGCCCAAAGGAGGCUCAGACCCUGGUGCUGAAGCUGUAUGACCUGCUAGGAGUGGAGGAUACGGAGGAGCUCCUGAUGGAGGUGGAAAGUCUGAUAGAGAGGAGGAUGAGAAAGUCAGCAUCUCCUCCAUCACCUCCAUCUGCAGCAUCAUCUUCAGAGAGGGAUCAAGCAGGGUCCCACAUAGAAGCUGUGAUGUUUAACAUCCAGCAGCUGGUGAUGGUGGGAGAAGAAACCUCUACGCAGGAAGGACACUGUGAGGGGUGGACCAGGGUGAAUGGAACCACACUGGUGGGAACAGCUGUGGAGGGAGCUACAGGUGGACUGGAGGAGGCAGUGAACAGCUGUGAGAGACUUGGAGUUCUGUGUGCUGGCGUGACCAGCAGUGGACUGCUCACACCUGGCACAUACCGGGCAGUGCUGAAGAAAGGCAGUCGUGUCCUGCCGUCCGACUCCUCUGGAUGUGAGUGCUGGAUCCGUCAGUGCAGUGCAGAGGAGGAUGUCUCCAUCCCCACCACCUCAGGUCGACGGAUGAGGCGCAACACCCAGAGGAGCUGCAUCAACAAAAGCGAGGAGCGCGUGUACAAUGUGGUGGAGUGGAUCCCUGCAGUUAGCACCCUCUACAACCUGGGCACAGCAGUGUAUUACGCCUCGGUCAACUGCUCCGAAACCGCCAAGGAGAGAGCCAUCCUCAGUGCUGUCGACCUGGGCACAGAUGCUCUCAUGGUCGCCACGGGGGGCACCGCUGGGGUGGCAGGUUAUGCUCUGGGUGCAGGGGUGAAGACUGGCGUGAAGGCCGGAGUCAGGUAUCUGCUCAACUCCAUGAAGCAAGAGGAUGAUGUGCUGGUGAACCAGUUCAGCUGGGAGGAGGGAGUCAUCACCAUCCAAUAGACUGAAGGAUCAAUAAAUCAGCCUGCAAAGUUUUAAUUUGUUUAUACAUUAAAAAAGAAACAAUGACACAGGAUCAGUGUUUGUUAACUGACAUGGCUGAAGAGUAACAAUUUGGUUUACCAGAGUUAAUGUGAUCUAGAUUACAAGGAAAAUGCAGUAUUACACAUUGUUGUAUUUCUCAGUGGAUAAUCAGUCACAUUUUGAAAGGGGAAAAAAGCUUUUACUAUUUGUGUGACUGUGCACACACACCUCAUUUUACACAGUUUGACACAAUAAUUAUGUAGUGAUUUUGUAGUGAUUUUAAUAGUGAUUUAACUCAGUCUGUAAAUUUAAGUAAAUUAGUUGUUUUGUUUUUUAGAGGAAGACGAUCUAACCUAUAAAAUAAAAUAAUAUAAAUUAGUUAAAGGUGGAUUACAUUACACAUUACAGUAAUUGUAAAUAAUCUCAGUAUAGGUAACCUCAGAGAGUAAGCUUUGAACCUUUGCUUUUAGAAAAAACAAAUCUCUGUGUAUAUGAGAAAAUAGUUGAACAAUUUAUCACGUUAAGCAGCAACAUUUAAAGAACUGGUCUCAGGAAACUAAGCCUGUAAACCCUCAAGACUUUGAUUUUGCCCUCUGUCCAGUGUCUUUUCCUUUGUGUACUGUCCUUCCUCAUUCUUGUUGUUUUCCUCCUCCCAUCAAAACCUUUUGUCAGGUCAGACACAGGUCACAUUCUCACCUCUGGUGUCAUUGCAGGGACAGUAGACUGGGAACUAAAUCUUAUUGUUUUAUGUGUUUAUCUUUAAGUGUUAGUAAAUUGUAUAUUAAAUGUGUGUGCACAUAGUUUGCUGUCAGUGUGGUAGUUUGUUCAGUUGACUCAGUGUUGUCAAGCUGAUUGUGAAAUACACAAUGUACUCUGAGGAGAAAGUCAAAUUGCCCUCUGAUGAAUGAAUGUAAGUAUGUAAGUAAAAAGCAAACAGUUGCAUACAUUCUUCCUAUAUGCACAACAACAGUUCAACACAUCAUUUAGGAGCUCUUAUAUUUAUGAUGAGAGCUGUGGAAGCUGCUUGUGUUCAUGUGUGACGACAAACAUUUGAUGUUCUCCAACUGGCAAACCUUUAAAAGAAAAGUGAGGGUCACACUCUCUGACUUCUGGAUUAUUACAUUUUCUUUUUACUGUGGAAGAGCAUGGUAUCUCAAUGAAAGAAAAUCCAGAAUGGGCCUUUUUCACCAGAGACAUUUUGACAUGUCACAGUAGGAAAAUUGCAGGUGUAAAUAAUAAAAUCAAUGAUGGCUGAUCUCCA